AUGGUGAUAUCAAGGAGGGUGAUGGUGAUAUCGGGGAAGGUGAUGGUGAUAUCAAGGAGGGUGAUGGUGAUAUCAGGGAUAAUGAUGGUGAUAUCGGGAAAGGUGAUGGUGAUAUCAAGGAGGGUGAUGGUGAUAUCAGGGAAGGUGAUGGUGAUAUCAAGGAGGGUGAUGGUGAUAUCAGGGAUGAUGAUGGUGAUAUCGGUGAAGGUGAUGGUGAUAUCGGGUGAUGGUGAUAUCAAGGAGGGUGAUGGUGAUAUCGGGGUUGGGGGUGAUGGUGAUAUCAGGGAGGAGGAUGGUGAUAUCGGGGAAGGUGAUGGUGAUAUCGGGGAGAGUGAUGGUGAUAUCGGGGAGGGUGAUGGUGAAAUCAAGGAGGGUGAUGGUGAUAUCAGGGAUGAUGAUGGUGAUAUCGGUGAAGUUUCAUCACAUAUCAAUGAGGGUGAUGGUGAUAUCGGGGAGGGUGAUGGUGAUAUCAAGGAGGUUGAUGGUGAUAUCGGGGAGGGCGAAGGUGACAUCAGGGAGGAUGAUGGUGAUAUCAAGGAGGUUGAUGGUGAUAUCAGGGAUGAUGAUGGUGAUAUCAAGGAGGUUGUUGGUGAUAUCAGGGAGGAGGAUGGUGAUAUCAAGGAGGGCGAUGGUGAUAUCGGGGAGGGUGAUGUGAUAUCGGGGAAGGUGAUGGUGAUAUCACGGAGGGUGAUGGUUAUAUCAGGGAGGAGGAUGGUGAUAUCGGGAAGUGGUAUCGGGGAGGGUGAUGGUGAUAUCGGGGAGGGUGAUGGUGAUUUCAAGGAGGGUGAUGGUGAUAUCGGGGAAGGUGAUGGUGAUAUCAAGGAGGGUGAUGGUUAUAUCAAGGAGGAGGAUGGUGAUAUCGGGAAGGUGAUGGUGAUAUCAAGGAGGGUGAUGGUUAUAUCAAGGAGGAGGAUGGUGAUAUCGGGAAGGUGA
Messenger RNA from Haliotis rubra (blacklip abalone), 933 nucleotides. RefSeq names its product protein qua-1-like. The record is from RefSeq and is a predicted model, not a curated record. The transcript has 4 exons. The coding region runs from base 1 to 933 and encodes 310 amino acids. Lineage: Eukaryota; Metazoa; Mollusca; Gastropoda; Lepetellida; Haliotidae.